Messenger RNA from Raphanus sativus (radish), 764 nucleotides. RefSeq lists its product as uncharacterized. The record is from RefSeq and is a predicted model, not a curated record. The coding region runs from base 1 to 741 and encodes 246 amino acids. Lineage: Eukaryota; Viridiplantae; Streptophyta; Magnoliopsida; Brassicales; Brassicaceae. The transcript has 9 exons.
AUGUCGAAUCCUUCUCCGGUUCAAUUUUCUCAGAUGGAGCAGCUGCAACAUGAAGAAGAAGACGAGCAUGUGAAAGCUGGUGGUGAAGUCAAUGAGGAGCAGCCGCAACAUGAAGAAAACGAGCAUGUGGAAGCUGAUGGGAAGUCAAUGAGACUAAUUCUAACAAUGUUGAAGUUGAUGCUGAAGUCAAGAAGCACGAGCAAGUUAAAGGAAAAACGAGGAAGAGGGAAAAAUGAUCAAGAAGAAGAUGAAGGGAAGAAGGAAGUUGAUGCUGAGGUCGAGAGCGUGUUCAAAAGAAUGGAACAAGAAGAAGAUGAAGUGCAGAAGGAAGUUGAGGUCCAGAAGCCUGUUCAAAAGGAACAAGAAGAAGCUGAUGUUGAAGUCGAGAAGCCUGUGCAAAAGCCAAAACAUGGAUCUGAAACUAUACAAGUGGAUCAGAAAUGCAAACUGCUGGACAUUGGUGGAAAGAAACAUGUAGUUGCCGAAGGACGGGUGCAUUCAACAGACCCAAAUCAAAAUGUCCAUUUUGUACGAUUGAGUCCGAAUGCAGCUAGAGUGUGGGUUGAUGCAGUGAUGGUAGAUGAUGCCAUCUUUUGGAGGAAGUCUGAAGAAAUCGAGACAUUGAAAGAUGCACGUGGUUCAUCAAUUGCAUGGCCACUUGAUAAUUUGGUCAUAUUACCUUUUUCUUCAAAGGUGAAUAACUAUGCUUGGGUCUUUCUGUUAAAUGGAUCAAAAUUUUGAUGUUGUGUUAAGAGAUGUAUGAA